UGGAAAUUAAAUUGGUGCAAUUGGUGCAUCAGGCUUAGGUUCUGCUUUAGCAAAUUGCAUUAAUCUCUCAAAUUUGACACUUGACCUUGGGGACAAUUAAAUUGGUGAUGAAGGUGCAUCAGGCUUAGGUUCUGCUUUAGCAAAUUGCAUUAAUCUCUCAAAUUUGACACUUAAACUUACAAAUUAUAAAAUUGGUGUAAUUGGUGCAUCAGGCUUAGGUUCUGCUUUAGCAAAUUGCAUUAAUCUCUCAAAUUUGACACUUGACCUUAGUGACAAUUAAAUUGGUGAUGAAGGUGCAUCAGGCUUAGGUUCUGCUUUAGCAAAUUGUAUUAAUCUCUCAAAUUUGACACUUUAGCUUGGUGGAAAUUAAAUUGGUGAUGAAGGUGCAUCAGGCUUAGGUUCUGCUUUAGCAAAUUGCAUUAAUCUCUCAAAUUUGACACUUGAUCUUAGUUACAAUUAAAUUGGUGCAAUGGGUGCAUCAGGCUUAGGUUCUGCUUUAGCAAAUUGCAUUAAUCUCUCAAAUUUGACACUUUACCUUACGUAAAAACAGUUUAUUUGUUUUGGAUUGUGA
This is a messenger RNA of Tetrahymena thermophila SB210, 571 nucleotides long. RefSeq lists its product as hypothetical. NCBI's taxonomy places the organism in Eukaryota, Ciliophora, Oligohymenophorea, Hymenostomatida, Tetrahymenidae. The transcript is spliced from 6 exons. Gene Ontology annotation, molecular function: small GTPase binding; GTPase activator activity. Gene Ontology annotation, biological process: activation of GTPase activity; nucleocytoplasmic transport. Gene Ontology annotation, cellular component: nucleus; cytosol; perinuclear region of cytoplasm. The record is from RefSeq and is a predicted model, not a curated record. The annotation marks the transcript as partial.